AUGGAACCUAUAACCAACACUAAAGACAGGGUUAGAGCAAUCCCAGAGACGUACUCAUUGCCGGCGGACGCAAGCGCACGUUCUUUCAUCUCGCUCCCCUCAGAGAUCCGAAAUCAGAUAUACGACCUACUGUACGUCUUGGAUGAACAACUCUUCGUAUGGGACACGGGCGCACGUUGGGGAGGUGUCGAAUCAGAAGCGGCGCUGAAUUUUGGGCUACUCUUCAGCUGUCGCCAAGUUUACUGGGAAGCUGCCAGCGUUCUAUAUCAACGGAACCACUUCUUCGUGUCAUCCUGGUACGAACAGGCUUAUUUCAAGAAAUGGUCCGAACAACUCGGUCCUCGGUCGCAAUUCCUGAGACAUGUCACCAUCGAUUACACCGCUUUGUCUUCCGAGCUGGAGGAAGAUCACGGCCCCACUUGGGUAGUCGCUCUCGACUUGCUGCCGUUGUUACGAUUGCUUUGGACCGAGUCUGGAGCAAUGCUGCAAGUCUCGAUCGAGACUCCAAGUUAUAACGAUGCGCCCGCCAUAUUCAACAACGCUUUCAGAUCCAUCGCUCAGGAAGACCAGCUAAACCUCAGACGGUAUUCAAAUUUACUUGCAUCGGUGAUCUUGAGGGUUGAAGGGACCAUGGGCACGGUUACCUUCGCAAGCACUACCCCCGAAGCGAACGUGCAAUCUACUUUCUCAUGCUCAGAUGAAGGGAAGGUAGUCACUAUGAGCCAAAUUCCGCGGAAACCGGAGCUCUCAGCUUUACCUGCAUCCGUUUAUCAUGCUAUCAUUGCAUAUGCAGUCCAGCCUACCGUAAAGCUCUUCGCUAGCCCGCUCUCUACGAUACUGCCGCCGUGGAAGUCCCCUGUGUUCCGUGUCAAUCGCAAGGUACGGUCAGACGCCCUAUACCAUGCGUAUAGAACCACUUCGUUCAUCUUCAUGCUCGCUUCAGAAGGUCUCCGACCCAAUUUCGGCGGAUUCUCAUAUAUAGAGAGAUUGCGUAUGGUAAGAGCCGACUCAGAGAAUGAAGCCCAACUCUGGCCACACGGUUUCGCCAGCGACGUCGACCUCUUGGCGAGAAACUUCCAGCUUUUGCUUGAAAUUAGUCUUCGGCCAGAGGAUCAAGAUAUGGAUGAUGUUCGCAUCGACAUAAUCGAGCUGCUUCGAGCCACGUAUCAAUCGCGCCCUUCCAUGGUCAUAACUGUUCGGUUGCGCUCAUUACGCGACGGUGUCAGCAGCAACACCCAGUCCUCAUUCACACUCAAACAGCUGAGACUGAAUGUAUUCAUCGUUCUGUCUCAAGUCUUCGAGGACGAGGACUACAGAAGGCAUGGGCGCUGUCCGGCUGUCUACAUCAACGGCAAGGGUCAUCCAGUGGAGCUCGUCUACCACGCGGAUGAUGUCAUCAGAAUGUUACCAGACCAGUCUCAGGUGUUCAAAAAUCAAGAAUCGAUAUCGAAGAAAGCGAAGAGAUAUGAACAAAGGUUGCGACAUCGGGAAGAGUUUCUUCACCAAGAAGGCUGUAUAUCACUUGGCAAAAUGUGGGACAGCUUGACACUCAUGAUUUGGCCUCGUAAGCCCAGCUACGACAAAUGGUGA
This is a messenger RNA of Alternaria novae-zelandiae, 1590 nucleotides long. RefSeq lists its product as uncharacterized. The record is from RefSeq and is a predicted model, not a curated record. Lineage: Eukaryota; Fungi; Ascomycota; Dothideomycetes; Pleosporales; Pleosporaceae. The coding region runs from base 1 to 1590 and encodes 529 amino acids. The transcript has a single exon.